AUGCACAGUAAAAACCCGCAAAAUAUUCUCGAUGCUGCUCAUAUCGUCUCACAGAGCGCUCUUUCCAAUAGAGAGAGAAGGAUACUCUUCUCUGAUAUCCCAUUGAUUGUCCACCAAACUUGGAAAACGACAGCGGCCGAUACUUGGGAUCCCAGAAUCCUGCCUUGGGUUGAAUUGUGGCUGGAGAUCUCGAUUUACGUUGAUAGUGGACCACCGAUGGCAUACUUUUUCUGGGACGACACAGGAAUGCGUGCGUUAGUGGAACAAUACGAGAACGACUUCCUCGAGCGUUAUGACUCCCUCCUGACACCAGUUGAACAAAGCGAUGUAUUUCGCAUUUUAGUAUGCAAGCACUUUGGCGGUAUAUAUGCGGAUCUCGAUACUGAGCUCAUACGGCAUCCAGCUGCCUGGAUAGGCGGAUCUGAUAUGAAUACCUGGACAGACCCGGAAACAGGAAAAGAUUAUGGCUAUUAUAAUACGUCGGUAACACCAGACUAUGAAACACCAGUAGUCAGCCUUCUUUGGGGACUAGAAGCCGAUAAUGACCCAGAGUCCGAUGCAUACUGGCGCCUAAGCUACACGUACCCUCAACAACUAUCGCAAUGGGCAUUCGCUUCUGCUCCUCAACACCCAGUAUUCGAACGAUAUAUGGACAAUCUACGGAAUUGUACCAGAGACAAUGAAACAGCGGCUCAAAUUAGUGACCCGCUCAAGAGGACUGGACCUGCGGCUGUUACUCUUGCAACCAAAUCUUGGCUAGAAGACCAGAUGGGCUUUCGAUGGACCAGCCUGACAGGUGUCAAGGAUGGGGGAAAAUCUAAGUUGGUUGAAGACAUACUUAUUCUCCCUAUUACCGGCUUUCAGUAA
Messenger RNA from Fusarium verticillioides 7600, 867 nucleotides. RefSeq lists its product as hypothetical. Lineage: Eukaryota; Fungi; Ascomycota; Sordariomycetes; Hypocreales; Nectriaceae. The transcript is spliced from 2 exons. Gene Ontology annotation, molecular function: alpha-1,6-mannosyltransferase activity. Gene Ontology annotation, cellular component: mannan polymerase complex. The record is from RefSeq and is a predicted model, not a curated record. Gene Ontology annotation, biological process: protein N-linked glycosylation. Bases 1 to 867 code for a protein of 288 amino acids.